Aspergillus lentulus is the source of this 651-nucleotide messenger RNA. RefSeq lists its product as uncharacterized. The record is from RefSeq and is a predicted model, not a curated record. NCBI's taxonomy places the organism in Eukaryota, Fungi, Ascomycota, Eurotiomycetes, Eurotiales, Aspergillaceae.
AUGGCGGAAACUAUGCAGAAACCUCCAAGCACACAUGCCCGCCCGAACAACCCUAGUAUCAACUCUCCGCCGAAGCGAAGACCACCGAAGCUCCGAAGGAACUUUCCCCUUGCUACCGAAGCGUUUGGGAAAGACAAUAAAUCCAACAAGGACCCCGAUCUCAGACAGGUCUCUGGUGAUACUGACGGGGACUUGACAAGCAUUGGCCACGAGUCGGCUGUGGACGACAAGUACAUCAGUGAGCCAGAGUCUUUCAUAGCCGAAACAGAACCCCAAGGCGGUCUUCAGAGAGCAGCUCAGCCGUCAGCUACACAAACAGGCGUGAUUGAUCGCCCAAGUACUGCCCCUAUCGAAAAUUGGCAUAGGCGGGUACGCGGUAGGCGUGGAAACCAACAACUGGCUCCGAUCGAAUCGGAUAUUGCCGGCAGGACAGUGGAUAGCGCAGUAGGUGCCGUUCAGGAGGUGAGCUCGAAAGCUAUCAGUUCCGCUGGUAACACAGCUAGCAAGGCCUUGGGGGAUGUGGUUGGAGUAUCUCAGGGUGAGCCGAAAGGCAAGGAUGAGCAGGUGAGGUUACGGCUAGAUUUGAAUCUGGACAUUGAGGUGCAGCUCAAGGCAAAAAUACAUGGGGACCUCACUCUACAGUUGCUGUAA